AUGAGUCAAAGUGUUGAAGUGGGGAAUAUUAACCAAAUCCUUGUCAUUGGUAAAAAUAGUUUUUUAAGUAUCAAUUCAACUACUGUAACACUGUGGGAUAGUAAUACUGCUCAAAGCCUUAAAACUAUUAUGAUUCCACCUGGAAUUACUAUUGUUCAGGCAGUAAGUAUUUCUCAAGAAAAUGAAUUUUCGUUGUAUGUUUUAACAUCAAGUAAAACAAUAAUUCAAUUUACUAAACCUACCUUUGAUUAUUCAAAAGCUAAAGUUUAUCAAAGUGGUUCUCCAGUUACUAAAAUAGCUGUUAUCGAUCUUAACACCUGUUUGAUAUCUAAACAAAAUGAGAUUGGUACUGUCAAUUUUAAUAAAGAAGUUGUUGAAUAUACUGAGUUAUUUAAAGUAAAAGAAGAAGUUACAGCAUUAUUAUACUCAUCACCAAAUAUCUAUUUAGCAACAAAAUUUGAAUUAUUUGUUUAUUCAAUGGAAGGAAAGGAAAUAAAAAAGAUAAGUUUUAAUGAAAAUGAAAUCAAACAAGUUGUGUCAGGAAGAAAGAAAAUUUUUGUGAUUUGUGAUAAAAAAUUGAUUUUAAUAAAUGAAGAUUUGACAAUUGGCCAUGAGUUUAUCGGAGAUUUUUAUGAUUUAAGCGAAAAUGAAGAUUUUAUUUUGGUUAGUGGUUCUAAACAAACAGAGCUCAUUUCUAGUCAAUAUAAUUCUGCUUUAAAAACAUAUAAAACUUCACAAUGUUGUGGUAUUAACAAUAAAAUUAUUUUAUAUUCUAAUAAUCUAUUAGAAUUUAUUGACUUACCAAUGAAACCUACAUUGUCUGAUUGCUUAAAACAUAUCAGUAAUGGACAAACUUCUAUUGAAUGUGAUGUGAAUAAUUUUGUUGGAAGUUCAAGUGGAGAAUAUCAAAAUGAAGUUUUAAAUGAGGAAAAUGGAGAUGUAUUACCUAAUUUUGAUGUUCCAAGUGAUGAAGAUUUUAUUGAAAGAAUUGAGAGUGCUAUCAAAAUGAAUGGUAAUUUAAGAUGGAAUUUGUGGGAUGAAGUUCAUAAAAGAAUUCAAGAGAAAAAGUGUUCAACUGACGUGUAUUGGAGCAUUAUUCUUAAAUUAAUUAUUUAUGACCUUAUAAGAGAUUAUACUGAUUUGUUAUUAUUAUUAAUUCAUGAAAACAAUUUAAAUUAUAUUGACUACAUUAUCCAAAGAGAUAACGUUACUGUUACAGAAGUACCUCUUCUUUCACUUCUCCGUAUAACAGUUAAAAUGAAUCUCAACCAAAUAGAAUUUAACAAUAAGGAUACUUUUAUUUUGCAUGUGUUUGAUAGGGAAAUUAAUGCACAAACUGCACCUAAAAUGUUAUCUCAAUUAAAUCCAAAUGAAGUAAUGAAUAUAUUAAAAUAUCUCAUUCAACAAUUUGAAUCAAAUACUCCAAUUUCUCAACAACGAAUUCUAAAUUGGUUAAUGGCUUUCUUUGACGCUCACAUCACUCUCUUAAUUACUGAUCAACAAUUCACUGCUCCAUUAAAACAAUUAUUUGCUAUUCUUCAAAAAGAAAUCCAACUCUCAGAAAACUGUGAAGCUCUCAAACCAUAUAUCGAGCAAAUUAAGUUUAACUUACCAUUACCAACGGUUAAUACUGAUGAAUAUGUCGUUAUUGAUUUAUUAUACCAAUAA
Entamoeba nuttalli P19 is the source of this 1668-nucleotide messenger RNA. RefSeq lists its product as hypothetical. Gene Ontology annotation, molecular function: protein binding. Bases 1 to 1668 code for a protein of 555 amino acids. The record is from RefSeq and is a predicted model, not a curated record. NCBI's taxonomy places the organism in Eukaryota, Evosea, Mastigamoebida, Endamoebidae. The transcript has a single exon.